Messenger RNA from Manis javanica (Malayan pangolin), 2236 nucleotides. It is a transcript of the gene STARD3, whose product is annotated as StAR related lipid transfer domain containing 3. The record is from RefSeq and is a predicted model, not a curated record. Gene Ontology annotation, molecular function: cholesterol transfer activity; cholesterol binding. Lineage: Eukaryota; Metazoa; Chordata; Mammalia; Pholidota; Manidae. Gene Ontology annotation, cellular component: endoplasmic reticulum membrane; late endosome membrane; endoplasmic reticulum-endosome membrane contact site. Gene Ontology annotation, biological process: cholesterol transport.
CUCGCUCUCCCGGGCGGCCUCAGCGGCGGAAGUGGCGCUACUGGGAGAUCCCCUUCCGCUCGGAGGCGUUGCCGGGGCCGCGGAGCCGGACUACGGCGGGGGCAGGAAGAGCUGGGGCGAUGGCUGACACGGAGCAGCCCUGCUGCUGACGCCUGCAUCCCCGCCUGAGGUGGGGCCCAUCAGGAUGAACAAACUGUCUGGGGAUUUGGAGCGCAGCCUGCCAGCUGUGGCGUCCCUCAGCUCCUCACUGCCCCCCAGCCAGGACCUCUCCUCUCACUUCCUCCUGCCACCUCCUGAGAAGCACCGGGCCAUCUCUGAUGUCCGCCGUACCUUUUGUCUCUUUGUCACCUUUGACCUGCUCUUCAUCUCUCUGCUCUGGAUCAUUGAGCUGAAUACUAACACAGGCAUCCAGAAGAACCUGGAGCAGGAGAUCAUCCACUACAACUUUAAGACCUCCUUCUUUGACAUCUUUGUCCUGGCUUUCUUCCGCUUCUCGGGACUGCUUCUGGGAUACGCUGUGCUGCGGCUCCGGCACUGGUGGGUGAUUGCGGUCACCACACUGGUGUCCAGUGCAUUCCUCAUUGUCAAGGUCACCCUCUCGGAGCUGCUCAGCAAAGGGGCAUUCGGCUACCUGCUCCCCAUCGUCUCCUUUGUCCUUGCCUGGUUGGAGACCUGGUUCCUUGACUUCAAAGUCCUACCCCAGGAGGCCGAGGAGGAGCGAUGGUAUCUUGCUGCCCAGGCUGCUGUCGCUCGUGGACCUCUACUCUUCUCUGGCUCUCUGUCUGAGGGCCAGUUCUAUUCACCCCCGGAAUCCUUUGCAGGGUCUGACAAUGAAUCAGAGGAGGAAGUCAUUGGAAAGAAAGGCUUCUCUGUGCAGGAACGGGAGUACAUCCACCAGGGGAAGGAGGCCAUGGCAGUGGUGGACCAGAUCUUGGCCCAAGAGGAGAACUGGAAGUUUGAGAAGAAUAAUGAAUAUGGGGAUACUGUGUACACCAUCGAGGUUCCCUUUCAUGGCAAAACAUUCAUCCUGAAGACCUUCCUGCCCUGCCCUGCAGAGCUGGUAUACCAGGAAGUGAUCCUGCAGCCUGAGAGGAUGGUGCUGUGGAACAAGACGGUGACCGCAUGCCAGAUCCUGCAGCGAGUAGAAGACAACACGCUCAUCUCCUACGAUGUGUCUGCAGGGGCCGCGGGUGGUGUGGUCUCCCCCAGGGACUUCGUGAAUGUCCGACGCAUCGAGCGGCGCAGAGACCGAUACCUGUCAUCAGGGAUAGCUACCACCCACUGCAGCAAGCCCCCAACGCACAAAUACGUCCGUGCAAGAUGGGCCGAAAAAAGGGGGUGGAGGUGGUCAGAGGCCUUGCCUGCUUCCAGUCCCCUCCAGUGGAGCCUUUCUCUUAGGGGAGAGAACGGUCCUGGGGGCUUCAUCGUGCUCAAGUCAGCCAGUAACCCCCGAGUCUGUACCUUCAUCUGGAUCCUUAAUACCGAUCUCAAGGGCCGCCUACCCCGGUACCUCAUCCACCAGAGCCUGGCAGCCACCAUGUUUGAAUUUGGCUUUCACCUGCGGCAGCGCAUCGGAGAGCUGGGGGCCCGGCUGUAACCACGCCCCUCGCUACCCUGCGGGCCAGGGUCAUGUCGCCACAGCCUCCAGAGCCGGAAAGGGGCCAGUGGGGCUUCCACUGCCUAAGAGGACCUGACCUCAAGUAGUGAGGCGGGAGAGGCUGCACCCACGGCAGCACCUUGGCUACUACCCUCCAGCAUGCCACGCCGUGGCCAGAGCCAUGGCUGCGAGUAGGUUGUGGGGUUGAGUAUCUGGACUCUGGGGCUCUGCCACUGAGGAAAGUGGGGACUUUCCAGCCAGUGUUUACGUGGUGUCUCUGCCCUCUUGGAGGGGGGACCCUCUGUCCCCUACCUAGCCAGGAACAGGGUCUGGAAUGGGAGCCUCCGAUUUGGCUGGGGAGGUCAGGGCUCUGGGCAGGAUAGUCAGGGCAGCCCUGUCACCAGCGUUAAAGUGCAGGAGCCCCUUCCCCUGCCUACUCUGUCAUCGUGGUUUUAAGGAUUAUUUAAAGGGUCUGGGACCUUUGUCCAUAUGCAGUUGUGGGGGAGGGGUGGCAGGUGAGGGUGGUGGGCGCUGGCAGUGAUCCUCUGCCUCUCCAGGUUCUCUCCCUCCCCCAGGGCCUCCUUGGGGACCUUUGUAAUUUGAGCCACUUAAUAAAAACAUGAACUAAAAAAAUAGCAA